This is a messenger RNA of Phanerochaete carnosa HHB-10118-sp, 1815 nucleotides long. RefSeq lists its product as uncharacterized. Gene Ontology annotation, cellular component: cytoplasm. Bases 13 to 1728 code for a protein of 571 amino acids. Gene Ontology annotation, biological process: asparaginyl-tRNA aminoacylation. NCBI's taxonomy places the organism in Eukaryota, Fungi, Basidiomycota, Agaricomycetes, Polyporales, Phanerochaetaceae. The transcript has 8 exons. Gene Ontology annotation, molecular function: asparagine-tRNA ligase activity; ATP binding; nucleic acid binding. The record is from RefSeq and is a predicted model, not a curated record.
CGAGUCACAACCAUGUCGACCAUCCACGUUGACGAGAGCAUCGGAUCCGACGAAACUGGCAAGGGCACGCCCGAGCAGCCGUAUCAGUCGCUCGCAUUCGCGCUGUACACACAUGCAGAAGCCAAGCUGCUCGUCCGCAAAGAUGCAGCGGGCACAUACGAAGAGCCGACACAGUCUGCGCUGAAGAAGGCGAAGAAGGGCGCAGACGGCCUCGAGAAGAAACGCAAGAAGGCGGAGGAGCUUGCCGAGCGCGAGGCGAAGGAGAAGGAAGGGGAGCGCGAGCGGCGGGAAAAGCUCAUUGAGGAGAGCAAGAGGAUCGUCCUCACCGAAGACGAGAGCCUCGCUAAGGCGAAGAAGGCGAAAAUUGGCCACCUCGGGUCGCUUCGUGGCCAACGUGUGUCGGUCUCUGGAUGGGUGCACCGUCUGCGUAACCAGAAGGAUAUCAUCUUCAUCGUUCUCCGUGAUGGUACAGGCUACCUUCAAAGCGUGCUUUCUGGCAAAGUGGCGCAAACUUAUGCAGCGUUGACUCUGACCCUUGAGUCCACCGUCCAACUGCACGGCACACUACAAGCCGUCCCCGAAGGCAAGACUGCGCCGGGCGGGCAUGAGCUUGUUGUUGACUACUGGAAGGUGUUGGGUGGUGCUCCCGGUGGUGACGAGGCGUUCACCAAUCGAUUGAACGAAAAAUCGGACCCAUCGAUCCUCGCUGACCUGCGCCACCUUGUCCUCCGUGGCGAGAUCGCUUCCGCUGUCCUCAAGCUUCGCGCCGCCCUCCUCUCUUCCUUCCGUGACACGCUCGUCUCGCAUGACCUCCUGGAGGUUACCCCACCCUGUCUCGUACAGACGCAGGUCGAGGGCGGUGCGACACUGUUUAAGCUCGACUACUAUGGUCAGCCUGCGUACUUGACGCAGAGCUCGCAGCUCUACCUUGAGACGUGCUUGCCAUCUCUCGGGGACGUGUUCUGCGUCCAAGAGAGUUUCCGCGCCGAGAACUCACAUACUCGUCGUCACUUGAGCGAGUACACUCACCUCGAGGCUGAACUGGCCUUCAUCACCUUCGAUGACCUCUUGACUCACAUAGAGGCAAUUAUUUGUGAGACCGUCGACCGGCUGCUCGCUAACCCCACGACUGCCGCUCUGAUCAAGCAACUCAACCCCAACUUCACCGCGCCCGCUCGCCCGUUCCUGCGCAUGUCCUACGUCGACGCAAUCAAGUGGUUGAACGAGCACGGGAUCCAGCACGAAGCAGAGGACGCCGAUGGGAAUGUGAUUCUUGACGAACAGGGCAAGCCGAAGAUGGUUGACCAUGCUGUGGGCGACGACAUCGCAGAGGCCGCGGAGCGACGCAUGACUGACAUCCUCGGCGUGCCGAUGUUCCUGUACGGUUUCCCUGCCGAGCUCAAGUCGUUCUACAUGAAAAGGAUGCCAUACGGGGACGGUGACGUGCACCUGUUCACCGAGAGCUGCGAUUUGCUCAUGCCCGGUGUCGGCGAGAUCGUCGGCGGCUCGAUGCGUAUGACGGACCAGGACGAGCUCUCUGCGGCGUACAAGAAGGAAGGUAUCGAUCCAACGCCGUAUUACUGGUUCACGGAUCAGCGCAAGUACGGUACAUGCGAGCAUGGUGGGUACGGCUUGGGUGUUGAGCGUUUCCUUGCUUGGCUCGCCAACCGCUACACUGUCAGGGAAUGCUCGCUUUACCCAAGAUGGCCUAGCCGUGCGACCCCCUAGACCAGCUGUCCUUAGCACAAGUGUAAUAAGCAUGGGAUCGCGUUACAGUCGUGCGCUGUUGUAAUAGCUCAGAGAACUCAAUUACAA